Molecule: messenger RNA, 1581 nt
Organism: Salvia miltiorrhiza (redroot sage)
Lineage: Eukaryota; Viridiplantae; Streptophyta; Magnoliopsida; Lamiales; Lamiaceae
Product: putative F-box protein At3g10240
Exons: 1
Coding region: 141-1250 (369 amino acids)
Molecular function (GO): protein binding
Source: RefSeq, a predicted model, not a curated record
UUCUGCUUUUUAUUCUGGAUCUUUGAAAUAGCGAUCCCAAAUGCAUUGUUCUUGUCUAUAUAUAUACAAGUAAAAUUGUUAAAAUUUUACCUCACAGGUCUGUCUCAUAUUGGAGUAUAUUAAGAAAAAGGUGCGAAAAAAUGGAGCCAGAUUUGUUCAAAUAUGUACCAUCUGAAAUCAUGAGCAAUAUCUUCUCAAGGCUCCAUUCCGAAGCAGUUGCAAUAAGCAAGUGCGUUUGCAAAGCAUGGCUCCAUCUCCUCGAGACUGAUUAUUUCGUCAACUCCUAUCUCUGUAAACCCUCCCUAGCCGUCUUGGCACGCGACUCAACCCGGUUAACAGUUUUCAAUCUCAAAGACGAAGACGAAGACGAAGACGGAGUCGAUCACGAUCACGAUCGUCACUACAUUCCAGUCGCAGAUUUCGAUAUCCCUCAGCGAGGAGCAAAAGUGAAAGGUACCUCUGCUAACGGCCUGCUCCUUGUAUUCUCCAAGCCCAAAUCUCUCUGCAUAUGCAAUCCGCUCACUCGCGACUACGUCGAGCUUUGCUGCCCUCAACAAUCCAUCCGUGCGUCGGAGUUGCUUUGUGGGUUUGGAGUGAGCAAAAUAAGUGGGCGGCAUAAGGUGGUGUGUAUGACUCGUUCUGAAUCCCAUUGCCACGUGUACACCCUCGGAGCAACACAGACAUGGAGGACCGUCGCCAAGCCUUCUGGCGUGUUUUGCGACUACGCAUACGGCGUGAGCUUUGGCCAACUUGUGAAGGGCAAUCUCCAUUGGAAGUUAUGGGGUGAGGCUAUUUGUUGUUUCGAUGUUGAAACAGAGUGUUUCAGCCGCUUCUCCACUCCUCCUCGAGGUGGAAAUGCGGACUUGUCCGUUUUGCAGGGCUGCCUGUGUGCUUGUCGCCUCGCAUGGGAUAAAGAUGAAGGUAACGAGGUGAUUGAGAUAUGGUUGAUGAAGGAAUAUGGAGACGACGAAUCUUGGAGCAAGGAGUAUGUGAUGAUCUACCAUCCUGAUUUUCCACCGGGGCCGGCUAUUUACCCCAUCAAGGUUUUCAAAGAUGGCGACAUCUUGAUGUUGUUGGAGGAGGAGUUUCUCCUCUAUUACUCCAACAACACCAAAAAUACUCAACAAGUCCAUGCAUUAGAAGCUGCUACAGGAGAUACCUAUAUUUCUGCCAUCAUUUUCACCCCAACUCUUUCCUCACUCAAAACUUUGGGUAUGGAGAAUGUAAUCUCGCUCAACUCGAUUUCAUAAGUUUGCUAUCAAAAUCAGUUAUUGCAAUAAAAUUAUUGUAUUAUUUGAGUAGUCAAUGAAGUAGGACGCUCGGACCCGAAUCAAUUAUCCUCUGCAGCAAGGAGAUGAUUGUGGAAAAUGAAAAUUGCAUGGCUUCAACUCUCUUACCUUUCUAGAAAUGAAAAAUGCAUGCAGUUUGACUCAAAACACAAAUAGAAAAGAAAAACAAUCUUGUCCAACUGUAUUAUUAAGUUGUACAGGCAUGAAAAGAUUAUUAAGUCAAAAGGAUGAGGGGUGUAAACAAUUUAAUGGUCCAAGCUUUUAAUGAAGGUAUAUACAGUUUUUGGUGUUG